UGACAGACGUGAUGUUUUUUGAUGGAUGACCCCCGAAGCCCACAGUUAUCCAACGGAUGACGGGUAUUCUAGUAUCAACAUUGCAACGGUGACUGUUAAUAGAAACGUUUGUUCACGUGACAAAAAAGGUACAAAAUGGCGGACAGUCUGAAUCCUUUUAUCGAUUCAGCUGUUCCCGAUGUUGAUAUGGAAGAGGAUAACGAUUUUGUUGCUGAUUUUUCAUCACGCCCUGUUCACAUACAGCGCGCAGAAAACAUAGACAUAUCAUGGGACAGUGUUGCAGCAAAGCUACUAAGAGAUAAUUACAUUUUAACCGCCUUAGAACUUUAUACGGAAUUCAUUGAAUCAGGAAGAGAACUUCCAAGGCUCCGAGACUACUUUUCAAACCCUGGAAAUUUUGAGAGAACAAAAGAAGAUUUGCCUUCGCCAACUUUGCCUCGAACUUCCAGUGUUCAAACAUUUGAUUCUCUUGACUUUGCCCGUUAUUCUGAUGAUGGAGAAAGACAAGUGGACGAGAGGGUGGCAGUGCUUGAAUUUGAGCUGCGGAAAGCUCAGGAAACAAUCAAAUCACUGAGAGCCAGUCUCACUCAACAAGCAGAAACAGAGUUAUCAUCUCCAGAAAGUCAAUACAAAGGGGGUCCAAGUGGAGAGACUAGUGAUGUUAUUACACCAGUUGAGAAAAAAGCUCUUAACUUUUUAGUCAAUGAAUAUCUGUUACAGGCAGAUUACAAAGUAACUUCAGUAACCUUUGCAGAGGAGAAUGAAGAACAGGAUUUUGAAGAUUGGGAUGAUGUAGGCAUUAACAUUCCAAGACCUCCUGGUCUGGUACAUUUGUUUAAAGAUUAUAGUAGUCAUGUUGCUCCAAGCAAAGAAACAUCCGAUGUUGGAAUCAGCGUGGACAUUGAGAGUGAGCACCUCAGCCAACUUGAAGCUGAUUGGAGGGAGAGAACUCAAAGCUUGGAAUCACAGAUAGCAACAUUAGAUAAACAGCUGAAGUUGUCGGCACAGGAGAAUGAGAUCUUAGCCCAGCAAGUUGACAUUCUCAAAAUAGGUAAACCCCUGGAAUCUCCCCCCCAUCAAAGUUGGGCCACCCCUGAAGGAUCUGCCACACAGACAAGCCCACAUGUCAGUGACAAGUGUAACCAUAGUCUGGUCAAUGGGAGCAGCCAAGAUGGGCAUAGAUCUGAUAGACUUGACAGUGUGGGGCCACAUGCACACAGUAGAGUGGGGGAUACAGUGGACUCAACCUCUAGCGUUAUAGGGGAGAGAGAGGAGGGGGAGGGGCAGGAGGAGGCAGAUAAAAGACAAGUGGCAGCAAGUCUUGCAGAACCUGUCACAAAUCACGACCAGAGUGAGCGAACAGAUGACCACUCCAGCCAAUUAGGAAACAGGAAAAUGACUGCAUCAUUCCGUAAAGCCCUUCUGGACGUUGCAUUCCAUGUUUCCCUAGACAACCGUAUCGUUUCUGAGAUGUCAAAAAUUAACCACUCUGAUGUGCAUGGAGUUGUGAAAAUGUUGGGAAGAUGCCUACCUCACAUAGUUCCUAAUGUCCUUCUUGCCAAGAGAGAGGAGCUGAUACCGGUCAUCUUGUGCACGGCUAUCCUUCACCCUCAACCAAAGCAGAGAGAUCAGUUGCUGAAUAUCUUGUUUAACCUGAUCAAGAAGCCUGAUGAUGAACAAAGGCAAAUGAUCCUGACAGGCUGUGUUGUUUUUGCUGAGCAUGCUGGGGCAGAUAGACUGGUGGAGGAACUUCUACCUCAAUGUUGGGAGCAGAUAGGUCACAAGUUUGUUGAAAGGCGUCUUUUGGUGGCAGAAGCUUGUGGUGCUCUAGCGUCUUACCUACCAGCUGAGAUCCGCAGCUCCCUGGUCCUGUCAAUGCUGCAGCAGAUGAUGAUGGACGACAGAGAUGAGGAGGUCAGAGAGGCUGUGGUCAAAAGCCUUGGGCUUCUCAUGGGCUUUAUUUGUGAUGCUGACAAAUACAUGCAGGGCUAUGAGCUGCUAAUGACGGCACUGAAAGACUCAAAAGAGAAGGUCCACAGGGCAGCGUUACAUGUCUUCUUGCCAGCCUUGGGCAUGUGGUCCAGGGAGCUGGGGCGUCUAGAGCAUCACCUCAUCCACAACCUGCUCAAACACCUGGAGGACACAGUUAAGGGAGCUGUGGCAGCACAGAAGGUCAAUAGUUCAACCUCGCUGCCUCUCAAUGAGAGUAAGUUUCUCUUGCUGCUCAACACACUGGAGGAGUUGAUUCCCUUGUUGUACCUGACUGUGGUUGAGACCUGCCCCACCUCUAAAAACUACACGGAUGAGGUUCAUGUGGAAUUGACUAGGUUCCCUGGGUCCAGCUGUCCACUAAGUGACCUUAUAGUGAUGUCUGGCGGAGAGAGGGCUCUGGUCCAGUUGGUGACUAAGUUUGAAGGCCACAUUGGUCAGGAGUGGUUUGAACCUUGGGAGGAAAUGAAUUGGAUUGUAAAUAACAUGCUACCCCGGCUACUUGAGGUUGUGAUGAGUAUAGGACUAGCCAUGCAGAAAGUGGUACAUGCCCUUUGCCAAUUCACCUUUCGAUUAUGUCGAACGUUUGGUCGCACCUUUACAGAGAAAAAGGUGAAAUUAAAGUUUGAAGAACUGGUCACAGUUACAGAGGAUGAAUUAGACCCACAAAUUAAACAAGGCCAGCUGGCAAUAACCACAUGCAUUGUUCCUGUGUAUGCAUCAGGCGUCCUCAUGUCUUUCGUCACUGAUGAAGACAAGAGUCGCUUGAGUAUAUUCUUGAAAAGAGUUUUGUGUACUUUAGCCUUCUGUCAGACAUCUUUAGAUAGUUUGAGAGUAACUCUUGUGGAAUUGAGCGAGAAUCCCUCCAACCAUGAGCUGCUGUUGUCUGUCUUAUGGGAAGGUGUUGUCCACUCGUCAGCGCAGGUCAGACAAGCAGCAGCUGCCCUGUUUGAGCUGAUGAUCAAAGGUGUGAGUGACUCCCUGAUCUCAUCCAGAGUUGUCCCAGCUCUAGUCACAUUAUCCAAUGACCAAGAAAUAUCUGUCCGUAUCACAACCAUUCCGUCCUUAGGUGCCAUCAUAGAAAAUAUCACAAUUAGAGAGGUUCUAGACAGAGUUUACAUGCAACUACAAAUGUUUUUUGACGAGCCAGCCUACAGGGAUCAGCAUGCCGUACACGUGGAGCUGAUACGGACUCUGGCCAGGUGUGGGCCAAGUGCUGAGCCAAAGUUCAGAGACGAAUUCAUCCUGCCCCGACUGGCUGCCAUGGCAACGGCCAACAACAACCGCACCAACGACACCAAGAGAACGGACAUCGCCAUGCAGUUGUUUGAGGCCUACAGCGCCCUCUCGUGUUGCUUCCUAAGUGAACAGCUGAUUGCUGAGGCCAUGCUGCCCGGCCUGAGGUGUCUGAAGCUGGACAUGGAGGCCAUCGCUGCUGACCAUCAGGAGGUCGUGGCGGCCAUGAUCAGAGACUACCAGAACAAGUUGGAAGCCAGAACCUUGACCCCUGCUCCAACAGAUGACCUCAAGGCAUCGGUAAUGUCAAAGAUCAAGGACACGACCUCUAAAGCAAAUAUUGGCAAUAUCUUUACUAGAAAAAAAUAAAAGUCAAGGGAUUUAGCUAGAUUAUAUGAUAAAAGAUUAUAUGUAAAAAUCUUUAGCUUACAACUGAUGUGAAGGCACUAAGUUGGCUGGACUGGUCCAAUGGUCAUUGGGAUGUCCAGCCUUUGAAUCUAAUAUGUUGGUCAAAUUGUUACAUCACAUCAGAACCAUUGAUUUCAAAUGUUGUUGUAAAGGAAAUGAUCAUCUCUUUAAAUGGAUUUCAAAUGUUGCUGUAAAGCAAAUGAUCAUCUCUUUAAAUGGAUUUCAAAUGUUGCUGUAAAGCAAAUGAUCAUCUCUUUAAAUGGAUUUCAAAUGUUGCUGUAAAGCAAAUGAUCAUCUCUUUAAAUGGAUUUCAAAUGUUGCUGUAAAGCAAAUAAAAAUCUCUUUUUCUCUCUCUAAGCUAGACAUCUAUGCAUAUUUCAUUGCUCAAAUUCAUAAUAACCUUUUUUUUUUUUUUUUUUGUAAAUAUUUGUGCUGAGGCUACAGAAAUUUGAUAUACAUUUGUCAAGUUUAUGUAGGCAAACUUGUAGGCAUCAGUGCUGUGAUCAAUGCUAAAUCAUGAUUGGCUCAGCCUAGUACAACAAUUUUGUUCUCAGCCAAUCAUUGCUGUGAUCAAUGCUAAAUCAUGAUUGGCUCAGCCUUGUACAACAGUUUUGUUCUCAGCCAUACUUGACUAUUUGUGAAACAAUCUUUUUCUGUCACGAUUAAUUCAUGGCUAUUUAAGUACACAGAGAUUUUUCUCUUUUUUGUGAUCUCUUUGUGAUUAUCAAAUCUCUGUUAGAAUGUCAUGAUAUCAAACCUCUGUGUGAUUGUAAUGAUAUCAAACUUGAAAAACUACUUACUGUAAAGCAUUUCGUUGUUUGCGUCAAGUUUUUUGUUCCCAGAAUAUUUUGCUGCUGUGUUUGACGUGUUGUUUAGCCCAUCUCUAACCCAAUGUAAAAGACUUGAACAUUCCAAUCUGUGGAUGCAAGUUGUUGCUUGUAAUCCAUUGUGUGGAUGCCAGUUGUUGCUUGUAAUCCAUUGUGUGGAUGCCAGUUGUUGCUUGUAAUCCAUUGUGUGGAUGCCAGUUGUUGCUUGUAAUCCAUUGUGUGGAUGCCAGUUGUUGCUUGUAAUCCAUUGUGUGGAUGCCAGUUGUUGCUUGUAAUCCAUUGUGUGGAUGCCAGCUUGUAUCUACUCUGUCGUCCAAGUUUAACCUUGACUCAGUGCUUAAAAUCUAGCCAAGUAAAUCUUACACACUUUAGUAUUGUCAAUCUGUUUUAUACAUUUGUAUGUGCUCUUUUAAUCUUCUAAACAUUCCACUGCUAGCAAUCAUGUAGAAGAUUUUAUACAAGGUGUGUGUUUUUACUGCAGGAAAAAAAUAUUUCUUACCCAUUAAGCUCACAUAUUACCAUUAGGGUUAAAUUACUUUUUACAAAUUAACUUUACGUAAAAUUAUAGUUUCAAAUGCAGAUGAGUUAGUGUAAAAUCAAAACUUAGUUAAGUCCAUGGGACUGGAGUCUUCUGAGCCAACACAAGUCGAUUUUCCACUGGUACAGUGAGUGAGCCAACAAAAGUCAAUUCUACACUGGUACAGUGAGUGAGCAGGAUGGACAUGAUAACGGUGCAGUGAGUGAGCAGGAUGGACAUGAUAACGGUACAGUGAGUGAGCAGGAUGGACAUGAUAACAACCAGCAACAUGUGCUGCCAUGUCAUCAUUUAUGUAUGGCCAGUGAGGAUUGAUUGACAGAUCAUGGCGAGAUUGUUGGCCAGGCAUUAAGGCAUUGAAUAUCAAAUGGCUGCACUCUUCUGCUCAAAAUUAAAUAUUUGAAAUAUUUAGAGCUGUAAGCCUUUGGCUUGAUAUUAAAAGGGAAAGGAGAUUUAAUAUAAAAAUAAGAAAUCAAUAACUUUCCAGUUGUUCCCCUUGAGAAAAUGCAGAAGUAGGUUUAUAAUUAUAUCUAGCAGGUUUAUAAUUAUAUCUAGCACUAGUUUUUAUGAGUGUUGGGACAGGUUCAUUCAAUCAACAUUUUCCAUUGAUUAGAUCUUUAGUGUUAAAUCUUGUAAAUUGAAGCUUAAUACAUAUUUAUGUUUGUAUAAAUAUUUAUUUAUUUAUACAUUUGUUGUUGUCUACUUGGUGAAAUAAAUUUAUC
This is a messenger RNA of Physella acuta, 5717 nucleotides long. Its product is annotated as RAB11-binding protein RELCH. Gene Ontology annotation, cellular component: trans-Golgi network; recycling endosome. Gene Ontology annotation, molecular function: protein binding. Lineage: Eukaryota; Metazoa; Mollusca; Gastropoda; Physidae. The record is from RefSeq and is a predicted model, not a curated record. Gene Ontology annotation, biological process: intracellular cholesterol transport.